Messenger RNA from Funneliformis geosporum, 603 nucleotides. The record is from the annotation of a GenBank genome assembly. NCBI's taxonomy places the organism in Eukaryota, Fungi, Glomeromycota, Glomeromycetes, Glomerales, Glomeraceae.
AUGGAUUUUCAAAGACGCAUGAUAAUUCCAAAUGUAUUUAGACCAAAUGAAGAUUCAUCCUUUGAAGAAUCUACUGAUAAUGAUGUUGAUUUAUCCAUUUUUAUGAAUUUGGAAAAUAUAGAAUUUAAGCGCCAUUUUAGAAUAAUUAAAGCUGCAUUUGAAUGGAUAUGUAGUGAAUUAGCACCUAUAUUAUUACAAAGUACCAACCAAAGAGACGCUCCAAGAAUUCCAAUUGAACACAAAAUUUCUGUGACAUUAUGGUUUUUAGCUACCGGUCAAAGUUAUCGAACUCUUGGACAAUUAUUUGCAUUAGGAGAGUCAACUAUAUGUUAUAUAAUUAGAUCUGUUUUAUAUGCGAUUAAAUGUCAUUUUCUUCAUUCAAAAAUUAGAAAGGCUGGUAUUUCAUAUGCAAUAGAAGCAAUUGAUAGAAGCCAUAUACCAAUUAAAGCACCUAAAAAAGUUGCUAUGGAUUAUUAUAAUAGAAAGGGAUUUUACUCAAUUGUUAUACAAGCAGUUAUAGAUUCGUCUAGUAAAUUUAUUGAUAUUUUUGUUGGAUAUCCUGGUUCAACUCAUAAUAGUAGAAUUUUUCGUAAUUCUUCAUAA